Molecule: messenger RNA, 4891 nt
Organism: Podarcis muralis (Common wall lizard)
Lineage: Eukaryota; Metazoa; Chordata; Lepidosauria; Squamata; Lacertidae
Source: RefSeq, a predicted model, not a curated record
GCCCCGCCAGACACGUCGGCCGAGGACGCCCGGCUGCGUCCGCCUGGGCGCCUUACGGGAUGGUGCCAUGGCGCGGCCGUCGGGGGUCGCGCAGCGCCAGGAGUCCGAACAACAGCUACUGCCGCUGGUCUCCUACCAGCACGUGCCCGUGCAUCUGGCCGGCGGCGCGCCCUGGGGCUUCUCCCUCGAGGGCGGGCUGGAGCACGGCAAGCCCCUCAUCGUCUCCAAGGUAGAGGAUGGCGGGAAGGCAUCCUUGUCGCAGAAUAUGUGUCCUGGGGACGAGCUGGUGAACAUCAACGGGACGCCCUUGUAUGGUUCUCGGCAGGAGGCCCUCAUCCUCAUCAAGGGCUCCUACCGCACCCUCAAGAUGAUCCUCCGGAGGAGGGUUGUGCCUCUCAUCAGGCCCCACUCAUGGCACCUGGCCAAGCUCUCCGAAGUCCGGACUGAGGCUGACACCACCAUGCACUUCCCGGCCGAUGCCUUCAACCUCUCCUGGCACUCAGGCUGCGACCCCAGUGAUCUUCCCUUGCCCUGGAACCCCCUCGCUCACCACUGCAGCACAGACAAGAGCAGCUCCCUUGGGAGCAUGGAAAGCUUGGACCAGGGUGGCCAGACAUACUACGAGGGCAGCCUCUCUCCCAUUGACCAGACCAUGUACCAGAACAAGCGGGACUCUGCCUACAGCUCCUUCUCGGCCAGCUCCAACGCCUCCGACUCUGCCCUGCGGCCCGAGGACGGCGGGGUCCCCGAAGGCCUCCCACCAGACCCCCGUUACCUGCAGACCAGUGGCGAAGCUGUGGCAGCGGUGAGCCUGCACACCUCGCCCAGCCGGCCUGCCCCCAGUGCCAGGGCAGCCCCCUGCCUUCAGGACAGUCACUUCCCCAGCUCUACCAGAGCUGUUGUGUCCACCCCUCCCCGGCCGCCAGUGAGGCAGGACAGCCUGCGAGCCUGUAACCUGCCCCCAACCAACACAGAAGGCCGUCGGAAGGACUCCCCUCAUCUCAAGGCCCGCUGGACCUCGGACACGCUCCUUUCUGUACGAGGCAGGGACCCCGAGCUGGGCAAGGAGUCGCCCACAGAGCACUACUACUUGCUGAGUUCUCAUGCUGACCAGCCCACCCCCAUGGAGAAGGAAGCCCAGAGUACCAACUCCCUUCCGGGUGAGCAGAGCAGUGGGGAACAUCCCUUGGGCAAGCCUCACACAGGCAGCCAGGACCCCUCUGUGACCAAGCCAGGCAGCCCCGAGGGUGCCUGCCAGCCCCACUGGAAGGCCUGCUGGGCUGGAGCACUGAGCCAUCGUCACAGUGCCCCAGAACACCUGCUGGCGGCUCAGCUGCAGGCUCUGCACGUCUCCUGCCCCCAGGAGGGCUCUCACUGGACUGUGUCUCCGCUGCACGGGGAGCAAAGGAGCAACCCAGGUGCCCAGCAGAGUCAGGGCUCCCCCAGAAAGGCGCAAAGCCCCCGUUCUGAAAGCAGCUGCUGCCACAUGGGGCCAGAGCGACCCAGGAGUGCCUCUGUCGAACUGGCAUCCUCCCCGCAUCUGCAGCCCACUGGAGAUGCCAGCACAGGACUGAAGGAGGCACCCAGCAUGGAGGUGGGGCAGGAGGAGGAAGGGAGCAUCUUGGGCACCAGGAAGGGGGGCUUGUCUCAGCACCGCUCAGCCCAUAUGCGCCGGCGCAGCGACCGCUUUGCCACCAACUUGCGGAACGAGAUCCAGUGGCGCAAAGCACAGCUGCAAAAGGCGAAGGGCUCCACUCCACUGUUGGAGGAGGGGGAGUCCAACCAGGAGGCAGGGGAGCCCCCCGGCAGCCCCCCUGUCCCUCCUUCCCUGCCCCACUCUCCUCCGCCUCCCAUGCCCAAGGGCCGGCCUCCUGGCUUGACCCAGCAUAGAGCGCUACUUCCCAGGCGCUGGGGCUCUGAGCUGAGUGUCUUUGCAGCAGACAGUGGUUUCCCCAGCCCCAGGAAGCCCCAGGGAGCUCCUCCACCUGGAGGAAGUCAAGGGGGCCGCUGGAGGUGGUCACCAGAGCGCAAGCUGCAGCCCCACCAUCAGAGCCAGCAGGUGGCUGAUUCUGGGAGCCCCUUGCCGCCCCCUGAGGACUCUGGCCUCCUGCCUUUUGCUGACCGGAGGAAGUUCUUUGAGGAGACAAGCAAGCCGCUGUCCUCUGGGGGCUUCAGCUGCCAGAACAACAGGCCAGCGGGGGUACCCCUCCCCAGGAUGGUGGACCAGGACUCCUUCCAGCCAGCCAGCUCUGAGCGCAGGGACCAGCGCCGCCACUCUGUGGACCAGCCCUACAGGCUCCUGCAGCCCCCGCCACCCCACACCUACCAAGACUUCCUUCCAGAGGUGCCUGCCUUUUGCAAGCCAUUGGCCCAGUGUGAGGAAGACUGUGAUCACUGGCGCCCCCUUCCCUGCUCACGUGCUGCCCGGGAAGGCUGUGCUUGCUGCUAUGGGGAUCGGUGCCCCGCAGCUCAUCACAGGAACAUGCCGGCAGCAUCUGGCCACUGGGCCCACCACUGCCACUCACACGCCUGGAACCGCUGCCGCGGCUGCUGCUGCUGCCCAGCCCAGCCCAAGUUCUUGGAGGAGGGGGGACCGUGGCAUGCGAGGAAGACCUUUCUAGCGGACUUUUCCUUGGGUGAGUGGGAGCCUCCAGCACCCAGCAGGAAGACGAUGAGCCCGUCCAUGAGUGAACUCGCACAACACAAGGUGGGCUUUGCGAGGGUCAGCCCCUUCUGGACCUGCUCAGAGGCCUCCGAGGCAGAAUGGCACCCUUCCUGCCACGCUGGGCCCACUCACAGCCUCUCCUGGGACGGCAAGAGGCCUGGGCGAGCAGCAGAGAACCUGGCCUACAAAGAGGACCCUGCCACCCCUCACAGACACCCCCUGCGCGAAAGGGCCUACUCAGAGAGCCACCUCUGUGCAGAGCAGGCCGGUGCUUCUGGGAGGGAGAGACGAGAAGCCCCUCUGGCCAAGCUGGAGGAGGGGGCCCGGCUGGAGUCUCCCCGGGCAGCCAAGCAAAAGGGCCUGCCCCCUCCACGGCCCCCACCACCAAACUGGGAGAAAUACCGCCCCGGCCGUGACUCCCACAGCCAUCUGCUUCACCCCAAGGCUGGCCCACACCCUCAGCUGGAAGAAGCCUGUGCCCACGGCCAGAGCAGCAGUGAGGUGGCAAGGCAGCGGUCUCAGAGCCUGCCUCUGGAGCAGCUGCGGGGGGAGGCCGGCCAGCAGCUCAGCCCCAGGCCUCAGGAAGCCCCCCACUCCCCCUACCACUACAACAGUUCGCCACUCCGGACCCCAGAGUGGGCAGUGCCAGAUGGGAGCAGCCAGAGUGGGACAUCCAGGCCUGCAUGUUCCCCGGAGAAAGCAGCAACACCCAGGCCCCUGUGGGAAAAGGGGAAGGAUGGAUCAGCCAGCAGGACCCCUGAGCCGGUGUCAGCCAGCCCCUCCUGCCUUGCCUCCAAGGAGCUAGAGGGGGUUGAAGGAGAUGCCUGCUGCCCAGGUACAGUGGGUUCAGUGCACCCCUUCCGCCUGAACUCGGAAGAGCUGAUGAGGGACGUGGCAGGCAGGGACCACUCCCUGGCUGGAGUGCUCAGCCCCACCCUGGGUCUGGUGACGGCAGCGGAAAUGAUGGGGGGCCUCUUCUCCCCCAGUGAGGGUGCUGUGUGGCCCCCUCAGGCUGGUGCCGUGGGACUCUCAGCCAGGCAACCCAGCCAACCUGUCUCCCCAACCUGUGGAGGAGCUGCCAGCCCCACCUCCUCCUGCUCUGCCUACUAUAACCUGUCAGCCGGCAAGGCUGAGCUACUGAACAAGAUGAAGGAGUUGCCUGAGGGGGCUGGAGCCAGUUCGGAGGAGGAAGAGGUGGACCAUGACUUGGCCAGGAAGAAGGUGCAGCUGAUUGAGAGCAUCAGUCGGAAGCUGGGGGUGCUGCAGGAGGCUCAGCGGGGCUUGCAUGAUGACAUGAAUGCCAACAUGGUGCUGGGCAGAGAGGUGGAGAACCAUGUCAAGGGGGUCUGCAAGCCCCAUGAAUACGAGAAGUUCCGCCUCUUCAUCGGAGACCUGGAGAAGGUGGUCAACCUCCUGUUGUCCCUCUCAGGGCGGCUGGCAAGGGUGGAGAAUGCCCUCAGCAGCCUGGACUUGGAUGCCACUACAGAAGAGGAGAAGCUGGCCCUCCUGGAGAAGAAGCGGCAGCUGAUGGCGCAGCUGGAGGAUGCCAAGGAGCUGCAGGACCAUGUCUCCCGUCGGGAGCGCUUGGUCUUCACCAGCGUCUCACGCUGCCUGCCUGCUGAGCAGCUGCAGGACUACCAGCACUUUGUGCGCAUGAAGUCAGCACUCAUCAUUCAGCAGCGGCAGCUGGAGGACAAGAUCAAACUGGUUUCCAGAACCUUAAUCAUCCUGGUUGCCUUCCUCUGCACACUUUCCAGCUUGUCAACAUCCUUCUUAAAUUGUGGCACCCAGAACUGGACACAGGACUCCAGGUGGGGUCUGACCAGGCAGAAGAGAGCGGGACUACCCCUUCCCUUGAUCUGGACUCUAGACUUGCCCUCAAAAAGUUCUUCCUGGUGUCAGAAUCAUGGGCAGAGGAAUAGUGGAAUAGUGAAGAAAGACUGCACAAAUUCAGUUUUUGCUUUGUCUUCCUUUUGCUGGUUGGAUGCAGCUAUUUGAGGAAGAAACCAUGAAGGAGAUGGUUAGAAAUGUUCCCAUAGGAAAUAAUGAAAAUUGUCAACUCGUUAUGCGACCACUUGCUUAAUAAACCAUUUCCCAAGACUGCAUUGUGUUUGGAAAGUGGGAACUGCACAUACAAAAGCUAUUAAUCUUGGGAAAUUCUUUGCUGUUUGAAGAGUUCUUUACACAGUGCCAGGAUUUCCCCAGUUCUUAAAUCUCAAAUCCUAA